Lepisosteus oculatus (spotted gar) is the source of this 522-nucleotide messenger RNA. The record is from RefSeq and is a predicted model, not a curated record. NCBI's taxonomy places the organism in Eukaryota, Metazoa, Chordata, Actinopteri, Semionotiformes, Lepisosteidae.
ACUGUGGUCUGGGCUAUGUUGAUCGGACUGGGCUUUGCUCUUCUGAAAAAGGGGCCCCCACGUUGGAGACCUCGAUGGCUGUCCCGGCGGAGUGAGGCCGGGCAGCGCAGGAGGGUGCAGAGUGGAUGGUGGGGGGCGAUGGAGCGAUCGCCAGGGAGAACAGGAGGCUGGGCGUUUCUGAUCCUGAGCUGUUUGCUCUCCCGCUCGCUGACCUGGGGCAUCCCGCCGGGUGGGAGGGACCCUCCCGCCAACCAGUCCGCGACCUGCAGCGCCGAUGAGUUUGCACACCGGGGCUACUGCUGCAACCGGUGCCACCCAGGGUUCCGGAUGACGAAGGCUUGCGCGGGGGCGGGCUUGAGGACGACGUGCGAACCCUGCAGCAAUGGCACCUACCUGGAGCUGAGCAACGCUGCCACGAAGUGCAUCAGAUGUCGAAAGUGUGAAUCGGGUGAGUCUCAGCCCGGGGAUCCCGGCUCAUCGCAAGGAGUGCAGCCACCUGUGCCCUACAUCCACUACCCCUAG